Molecule: messenger RNA, 1853 nt
Organism: Oncorhynchus gorbuscha (pink salmon)
Lineage: Eukaryota; Metazoa; Chordata; Actinopteri; Salmoniformes; Salmonidae
Product: BRCA1-A complex subunit Abraxas 1
Exons: 9
Coding region: 257-1570 (437 amino acids)
Biological process (GO): attachment of spindle microtubules to kinetochore; protein K63-linked deubiquitination; mitotic spindle assembly
Cellular component (GO): nucleus
Molecular function (GO): polyubiquitin modification-dependent protein binding; microtubule binding
Source: RefSeq, a predicted model, not a curated record
UCGACAAAUGCACUCCUUCUAAACAACGCCAUUUUUUAAAACUUUGGCAAAGCGUCAAGUGUAUUCAACUUAGUGCACUGGGUUCGUAACAUAUUGUAGUUUUGGGACAGAACAAUGUAUUGGAGAUCAGAUGUUUCAUCGAUGAUAAAAUUAGCAGAAUGUCAGUUCAGUUUUACUUCGUCACAUCCUCUCCCACUACCCGCGACUGAACUUCCUCUCACUACCAUAUUUGGUGGCGAGAAAACGUUCUAAACGGAUGCUUCAGCUUUAUAGCCCGUGUGACGUGACAUGUCUGGGUUACUCCUUAUGUUUGUGUGGUAACACUUUUGAUGUUGUCUUUCUGACAAAAAUAAGCAUGGCGGACUCAAACUCGUAUAUUCGCGUCUCCGGAUUUGUUCUUGGUUCAUUGAUGUUUCAGCACUUGAACAGUGAUUCUGAUGUGGAAGGUCUCAUUCUCGGGGAGACCAAAGCUGAAGAGCGAUGCAACAUCACUGACUCUCAAAUCGACAACAUACAGUUUGAGCAUACAAUAAACAUUCAGAAACACAUAUCAUGUCGCAAGCUCAAGAGCUUCUAUAAUAGAAUAGGGGAGGUGAACCAGGAUGAAAUAAGGCACAUUUUAUCCAACUAUAAGGAGGAGAAUGUGAUUGGUUGGUAUAAACAGCGGAGAAACACAGAUCAACAAAUUACCUUCAGAGAGCAAGUAGUCCACGAGAACCUGAAGAGGGCACUCUCUAAUCACGAGCUGGUCUUUCUGCUACUGACACCCAGUGAGAUCACAACAUCAGGCUCCACUCACAAACUGGAGUAUGCAGUCUUCAGAUCACAUGGCAGUCAGUAUUGCAGUGUACCUGUCCUGGUCAGCAACCUGGGUUUGUUGGAAGAGCAGGACUACUGGAGACUCUCUGCAUCUUGUUCAUCAGUCAACUACAACCAUGCUGUUAGGAAACACAGAUCUAAAUUCUUCUCCUCCGAUGGAUCUCUGCAUGAGGUGGAUGAGAUUAAUGACAUGAACAACACCUUGCAGGGUGAACUGACGAUGGCAUGUAAGAAAGUGGAGGAGAGUGAACGAUUGGUCGAGAAGCUGCUUGCAGAUGUUUCUGCUCUAAGAAGGAUGGUCAAUGAUAGGAAACAAGAGCUGGGAGAAAUCUCAGCAGAUGGAGCCUCCACCCUGGCACAGCCCCAGGAGAAUGUGCUGCUCUGUGAGGUCAUCAAAACACUAUUUCCUGGGGCAUCUCUACUCCAAACGCAGGCUCUAAACCUCCAGGGGUUUCCAUUGCCUGAUUUCUGCUGCAGCACUGACCAUGGCAUAGACAUCGCUACAACACUGCCUUUGAUCCUGAGUCAUACACUCCCUAAAGCCAGGAAGGGGAGGCUUGGGAGAGGCGGAGGUGCAUCCUGGAGAAAACGUCCCCUUCGUGAAUCAUCUGAGGUGCCCAAGAGGAGGAAAGGCAUGCUGGAGGAGACUGAGGAGUCUUUGUCAGUCAGUGGGUCUGAGACCGAGGAGGAUUUGAUCCCAGCCAAUCAGAACGGAAAUGAUUUAGAUGUGUCCAAUUCCCCCGUCUUCUGAGGACCAAAAGGACUGCUCAAGAAUGGUCACUUUGCAUUAAAUGUCACUGUAUGGAUUAUAGGAAAUUCUGUGACAUUCCCCUGUAACAGUCCUCCAUCAAUAACUGAAAACUUGAUAUGUUUGCAGGGAUGCCUUCAAUUAGCUUAUUUUUAGGGGCAACAUGUUUUAUUUAGAAGUGACUGUCCAAGUUAUUGAUUAUAAUAACUUUAGUUUAUCAACAAUUGUUUUUAUAUUCAAGCUGUUGUUGAACUUGUACAUAAUUACAUAAAAUUAUUUUCACGUG